AUGGAGGAGUCCGAAUUAGAAAGACUGAAGCGCGCUCUUGCUGCCGCUGAACAACGUGCAGACGCAGCCGAACAACGUGCAGACACGGCAGAACAACGUGCAGACACGGCAGAACAACGUGCAGACACGGCAGAACAACGUGCAGACACGGCAGAACAGCUGACAACGAGAACGUCUUUCCCUCAAUACAUUCAACUGUGCCACGAGCACUUUACCGUCCCUCUUCGCGUCGAGACCGAUCAGUCCCUCACAACGGGUGGAUCUAUCACCAACCCUCGAGAAAAAAAACAUCCAACCUAUCUUCGCCCGUGGGAUGAUUUUCCUCAAACGCACCUGCGCUACUUUGACGCUGCAUACAGUGUCUUGUACGAUGACAACGAGCGCCUGUUGUUCAGUCCUCGAAUUGCCCUUGAAGAGGAAGGAAAAACUGUCUGUGAUCGUGCACUGACAAGUGAGAAAGACCUGGAAUAUUAUGAUCGUGCUGCUGUCGAAGCGAAGGUUAAAAUGGUGUUGCAAGAGCUAUUGUCUUUGGAAGACGCGCGCGACCUGGUGAAUGGAUACACUGACAUUGAAUUCUGCAAUCACCUUAACUCGUUGCGGCAGGCACCGCAGAGCGAGACUAAAAGACCGCGACCGUCGGCGGUAGAUCAGGCCUGCAUCUUUCGACACUCAAGUGGUGAGCGCAGUCUACUUGUGGUUCGCGAGUAUAAGGCGGCGCAUAAACUCAGCACCGCAUACUUGCGCGCUGGGCUUCGGCCGAUGGCAGUCCGAGCUGAAGUUGUUCAGCGUGCUACUAUUCCCAACGAUCCGGCCGACAGAUUACAGUACCACGCCGAACGACUCGUGGCUGCGGCCGUGACACAGACAUUUGAGUACAUGAUCGACAAUGGUCUUGAGUAUGGCAGUUUCACAACGGGAGUCGCCGAAGUCUACCUGCGUGUUCUGAAAGAUGAUCCUAAAACAGUCUACUACUACCUGACCGAGCCGCAGCUUGAUGUCGCCCCUGCCGACCCAGCUGGUUUCCGCUACCCGUUUACCGCCGUUAGCCGGCUGCUCGGAUUUUGCCUCAUGGCGCUGCAUGCUCCCGUGCGACCGCAGUGCUGGCGGCGUCACGCUUCGGAGCAGUUGGGCGUGUGGAAGGAGGAUUUCGACGAGAUACUCCGCCAAAUUCCGGAUGACGAGCUGCACCAGUCGCCUCACGAGUCACUGUACUCCUCCCCACACUAUCCAGUCAAUCCUCGGUCUCCUUACUUGACACGCCGUCGGAAGUUGAUCUUGGAGCCAGAUGAUGAACCUGAACUUGCCUCGGCGAGAUCGGACACCUCGUCCGAGGACCCUGGCGAUCCUGCAUCAACAAUGCCUGACACGCCAACGCGUGCCACAACUGCAAAGCGGAAGCGUGAGUCAACGGAAACCACGUCUCGGGUUGGAGCGACACAACCUGCAACGUCCGGACAGCGACAAGCGAGGUCGUAUUGCACCAUGAAGUGCCUUGCCGGCUUACGCUUCCAGCGGACUCUGGACCCGGGUUGCCCCAAUUACGCUCACCAUCGAACGUCACCAGAUACCACGGUCCAUGAGAUCGAUCUGAACGUCCUGGUCGACCGCGUGCGAUGCCAGCUCAAUUUUGAUGUGGACCAUAACUGUGAUCCUCUGGGCAUCCAGGGUGCGACGGGCGUGCUGUUCAGGGUAACGCAGGUGUCUCACGGGUACACGUUUGUCGCCAAAGGCACAGUUGAUGGGUACCGCCAGCAACUACGCCACGAGGGACAAGUAUACCACCAAUUAUGGCCUAUCCAAGGCGCUGCGACUCCUGUCUACCUGGGCAACAUUGAUCUCAAGUAUCCCUACUUUUAUGACGUCGGAGUCAAAAUUGUCCACAUGCUACUGAUAUCUUGGGGGGGAUAUUCUUUGUAUGAGCGUUCGCCUGCCAUCGACGGGGUCUCGCUUGAAAACGAAAAACAACGAUCGAUGCGCGCUGUUUCGCAGCUGUCCGUGGUGCAUAUGGAUUUGAGGUCACCAAACAUGUUAUGGAAUGACGAGGUGCAGCGAGUGCUCGUGAUCGACUUUGAACGGGCCCACAUACGGCAACAGAAACGGAAGGGAAAGCAUCACUCCGACUCCACGAUCACGCACCUAAGAAGUCCGAAGCGCCAGCGGCAUCAGGACUUGCUUGCUUCCCAUCCCCCGCCUCUGGCACAGAGCAACUCUGCUUGUAUCUGA
Molecule: messenger RNA, 2223 nt
Organism: Fonsecaea erecta
Lineage: Eukaryota; Fungi; Ascomycota; Eurotiomycetes; Chaetothyriales; Herpotrichiellaceae
Exons: 1
Coding region: 1-2223 (740 amino acids)
Source: RefSeq, a predicted model, not a curated record